Paramuricea clavata is the source of this 3228-nucleotide messenger RNA. Lineage: Eukaryota; Metazoa; Cnidaria; Anthozoa; Malacalcyonacea; Plexauridae. The record is from the annotation of a GenBank genome assembly.
AUGUGCGGCAAUGUUGACGGAUUUUGUGAUAAACUGACUGACGUUAUUCGUCGUGAACAUUCUCGAGAAUCACUGUCAGACGCAUUUCGCAUCCUUUUAAACGAUCCAUUACAUGCCCUCGACAGGCGUGAACCAAUGCUGAUCGUUGUGGAUGCUUUGGACGAGAGUAAAACUGAUGUCAAAAGUGAAUUUUUAGAGUUGAUAACAGACGAAUUUCCUGAAUUACCAGAAUGGAUUAAGAUAUUAAUUACGAGUAGACCAGAGCUACAAGUAAGGAAGAAACUUCAACAUUUAAAUCCUGUGGAAAUUCUUCCUGACGACUACCAUCACAAACUCGACUUAGAGCAUUUCAUUCACCAUUGUUUGCCAAACAUGAAUCAAGGUAAUGUAAGUUCGCUUAUUUCGAAGUGUGAAGGUUCGUUUCUGUACGCUUAUUAUUCGGUCAAUGCAUUAAAAAAAAUGGAUUUGGGAAUUGAACCCAACCUAAGUGAUUAUGUCCCCAAAGGUAUUUCUGGGUUUUACGAAAAACAGUUCGGACGUUUGAAAACAGGCCUCCAAAGGUCUAUCCCAGAUACAUGGUCAUCUGUCUUUAAAAGUUUUUUAAAUGUUGUUGCUGCUUCUAGGGAACCCCUUCCAAUGAAGCUUCUUGUUUCAUGUAUGGGUUUCAGUUUGUCCAGUGAGGAGUAUGUAAUGCGCGAGACGAUUAUUGGAAUAAUGUCAGAAAUUCUUCCACUUUAUGACGAUUGCCUAACUGUUUACCACAAGUCUUUGUGGGAUUGGCUGACAUUAGAUGGCUAUGAGGAGCAUGCGUUUGUAGGAGAUGUUGCAAACGGCACGAAACGGCUCUGGCGUGCCUGUAGCAACAUAUACCGUGGUAUUGAUUCAUUAAGUUCAGUUUUAGAUUUUCUAAUAUCACCUGAGAAAAAGUACGCUUUGAAGAAUGGUGGGAAAUAUUUGCUGGAUGUUGGAGUUGCGGAGGAUUUCCACUGGCUGGUGAAUGUUAGACUAAAUUUUUUGAAACUAAAAUUUUUUGACAGUCUGAAUGUUAGAAUUUCUGGUAUUCUUAAAUUUUGUUAUGUUAAAUGUCCCGAUUAUCAUUAUUGGGGCAAUAUUCAUCUCCAUUUUUUUUCGCAAAUUAUGAAAAAACGUCGAAUGGAAAUAACAGAGAAUAACAGAGAAAUCUACUACAUUUAUUUGCAAUCUCUUGCAAAUGGUUACUUUGAUUUCGUGCAACGGGCGAUUCAUUGUAAAAAUGAAGCUAGAGAUAUUUUGGACAAAUCAAACGAGAUUUGGGUAGAGGAAAUUGGAAAUGACUACAAUUCUAAUUUUAAAAUUAUUUCCCAUACCGUCAUGGGGUGUGUUCAAGUACCUUUCAAACGAUACGACGCCAAGGCAUUAUCACCAGACAAUAAACUGCUGGCGUACAUAAAUGAACGAACAGUUGAAGUGUUCGAAUUGCCAAGUCUUAUUAUGGUUUUUGAUCUGGAAAUAAGUGAAUUGCGCGGGCCAUCCCGGUUUUUGAUAUUUUCUCCCGAUUCUUUGUAUAUUCUAUGGAAUUCAGUGAGGUCUUGCAUCUCUAUUAGAGAGCAAAAGGAGGUGCCAUUGAUUCCACAUGGACCCCUGGAUGUUCAUUGCUGUUCAUUUUCUUCAUGUGGAACGAAACUCGUAACUUGUGAAAAGAACUUGAUUAAAGUGUGGGAUGUAAGAAAGAGAAGUAUAUUAGUGCAAGUUAGGACUGAGAUUGACGUAGAAUAUUGCAUGUUUAGUAACUGUAACUCGUGUAUUCUCGCUCGUUCUGUAAUGCAGAUCAGAGCAUUUGAUUUCAAUGAUAUUGCGAUAUUGGAAUCUACAACGUUAGAAAGGAUAGAUCUUGACAAAAUUAGUUGUGCGGACACUUGUUUGACAAAUCAAGAUUACUAUCAAAUUAUUUCACCGUCAUACCGGGUUCUUUUUAGUUACUAUGCUAAAUUUGAAAUUCGUCAUUUUCACUUGCCAAGCGGUAGAAUAGCUCUGAUUGCAAAUCAACAUUGCUCAAAACCUUUUACAUGGAAAGAUAAAAAAUGUGUUAUAUUCUUCAUUUCGGGGCUUUGGGCUUUAGUGUACGAUUUUAUUAACAACGAAGUCGUUCAAUUCUUUCAUAUUAAUUGCUUACCAAAUAACACUUCUGUGGAUUACAUAUCAAAGUUAGGUGAGAUGAAUUUGUUCGUUUGUUUAAGUCACGAUCAAGUAUUUGUUCUAUCGCUUGAAACUCCUACAGAAACUUCUGUUGUUCGUUCUGUCUACACUCCAGAUAUAAGAUGUUAUGCAUUGUCUCCAGAAAACUUGUACGUGGCGUGCUGUGACAAAAAUCGUAGUUUAGAAAUUAAAAGUGUUGAUAAUGGGAAAACAUUGCAAACUGUUGAACUGAAACAACCACCGGAAGCUUGCUGGUGGUCAGAGUUGUAUCUUUGGGUGGUUUGUAAAGGAGUGGUGGUAAAAUAUCCUUAUAAUCCAACACAAACAAACGUCUUGGGAGAUGAACUUGAGGAUUGUGAUAUAAAUUUUCAAAGUGUCCUUAAAUUUGCAGAAGGUGUACUUGUUAUUCAACUCAGUGACAAUGAAGAAAUUUCUCUGCUAAAAAUUUGCAAUCAAAUGCUUUAUCCUCAACAAAUUCCUAAGUCAAAUUUCAAUGCCACUUCAAUUGCAGUAAGUUCAGAUGGGUGUGCUAUUCUGUUGUAUCAUAAAUCCAGUUCAGAUUAUCAGUUGUGGGAGAUAGCAAGUGAAAACAGGUGGGAGUUACGUUCAACUGGAAGAUUGAAGUAUCCUGAGGAUCACGUGGCUUGGUUUUGUUUAACUGGCACAGAGAACUCUAGAAGUUCUAUAUGGGUCACUUAUACGUUUACAUCCUGGCAAGACCCGAAUGAACCUCUUUGUAUUUCUUCCAUUGAUUUCCCAAGUUGUAAGCAGGUUUCCUGGCAUGAACUUCCUUUACAACAUAUGAUUACAGGAGUUAUUUAUGUAGACUCCAACAUUGUAAUUAUAUAUAAGAAUAGGUGGAUAUAUUUUGUGAACGUGUCAGAUGGUAAAAUCAUCACUUCCUUAGAUGUAGGUCUUAUUCCUGGUCUCCGGAACGUAUCGUCCUUUUACAUCGCCUCACGAAGCAUGCUUCUUUUAGGUGGGGAAAGAGAUAUCAUUUUUUUUAAGAUUCAUAAUAUUGAAAGCAGUCUACCUUCUGUAACCAAAGAGUAG